CCAUACACCGUGACAAGAGCCCAUUUAAAACCAUCUGCCUUAUCAUGCAAAUUAAACUUAAUAAAGAAAUCCCCUUCCGUGAUGGCACCAACAUCAAAGACAUCAGCGUCAAUUCCCAACAACAUCCCCCCAGAUCUACCAUGAGGUUCUUUGCAAUGCCAGAUAAAAUUUUUCCCAGCACACAAAUUCCUUAGUAGAUGAUCUGGGAAGGAUUUGCGGCCUGUUUCAGAGAGGGCAAUAAAAUUGAGACCGUGUUCUUUGGUCAGAUCCGAAACGUAUCUAAGCUUUUUCAAAUCCUUGAACCCAUUGCUGUUCCAAAAGAUUCCUUUCAUUGGCAAACAAUUAAUUAAUAAUCAAGCCCGACCUUUUUUGUUAGAACACAACGAACCCUGACUAGAUGGUUUUGUACAGACUGACUUAAUCAGCCCAUCAGUGCCAUCCAUCUCUUCAUUCAUAAUAUCCCCACACAAAUGAUUUAAAAUGAAAUGAUCAAACUCUUCGUCCUCUACUACUCCCUUCCCCAUAAAAUCAGAUAAUUCAGAGCUCCUCCAGGAGCUUGUUUCAUGGUCACGUCACCUAUGUUGGGGCCAAUUAGGGUAUCCUUAGUAUGUAGCGCGAGCCCCAACCACCAUAGGCCAAGGAUUUCGGAUAUAUCGCAACUACAAAAGGAGGGGUCCUCCAGAGGGAAAGGAAGGUCGUACCAGGAUAAAGAUGACUCUGAGAACAUCGAUGAAUAUGAUAGCGAUAUCAUGUUCUCCAGGAAUGGACCACCUAUCUCUUUGGCAAGCACUUCCCGUCCUCAAGACACUUCAGCUCCUGGGGAAAGAGAGAUGGAGAUUGUGGAGCUCUUUAAAAGGGUUCAAGCACUGCUGCGAGCUAGGGUGAAAGGCAGGGAAAAGAAGCCUGAACCUGCAAAAGUGCAUGGCGAAAGGGGCAGUGUUGAUUCACUUAUUAAGUUGCUUAGGAAGCACUCUGUUGACCAGAGAAGGAAGAGCAGUGACGAGAAAGAGCAGAAUUUUGGUGUAAUGAGGAGAAGCAAUGAUUCUGGAAAUAGACGAGGUUCAACCAUCUUUGGCACAAAAAGUGACAUCCAGGAAGAGCAGAAGAAGCAACCUCCGGCACCCUUCAAAAGGCCAGCUUCAAAUUUCAGGCGAAGGUCUCCUGUUCCUGGAGUGAAGUUCCAGCCUGUUAUCAAUGUGGAUGUAGACACAGAUGCCGAUCGCAAGUCUAUGCGCAAUAAUGUUGCCGAUGCUGUACAGAUGGCUAAGACAGCUCUUGAUGAGAGGACUGCUACAGAUGAGCCUGACUACAUGUCUCCAUAUGAACCUGAUUCUGUAAUCGAGGCAGAGAACAUUUCGUUGGACGACCUCGAUGACAUUUCAGACGAUGACGAAGAAUCUGAUGCUGGUGAACCAGACAACGAGUAUCCAGAACUGUCUUUGGAAAUCGCUGAUGUUACAGAUAUAGAUGAAUUGCACGAAAGUUCAGAUCUAAGCUCUCUGAAGGUUGCAGAGCUGAGGGAGCUUGCAAAGUCCCGAGGAAUCAAAGGCUACUCAAAGACGAAGAAAAACGAGCUGAUUGAAGUCUUGAGCAGCAGCAUGGCAUGGUGAUAAGUGGGUGAUGUUGUCGACCUGUCAGCAUGGUCUGUGCUGAUCUUUUGCUGGUUCAUCUUGUACAUUAAGCUGAAUUCCAUGCUGAGUGGAGUAACGUAAGCCGAGAGAGACUGAGAGGCUAGCUGUUCUUGGUCUUUUCCGCAGAGUUGACCUAUGGCUAUUGAUCUGGUGCUGCCGCUGUCUUUGUCGUUGUUGUUCUCAAACGUUGCGGUUUUUACCUGGGUGAGAUUAGCUCCGUACAGGCAAUUCCCCUGUUGCCACAUGGUGUUGCUUUGCUUGCAUUGCACCCUUCUCUCUCUCUGCAUCAAUUAGUACAAGAUGGUGCUGUGCUGCAACAACGCCUGUUGUUUUCGUAGGACAGUGCCACAAUAUUUACCCUAUGUAUGAACAAGAACAUGUCCUCUUCCUUAUCUCUUCGCAU
This is a messenger RNA of Zea mays, 2034 nucleotides long. RefSeq names its product SAP-like protein BP-73. Bases 564 to 1610 code for a protein of 348 amino acids. NCBI's taxonomy places the organism in Eukaryota, Viridiplantae, Streptophyta, Magnoliopsida, Poales, Poaceae. Gene Ontology annotation, biological process: DNA-templated transcription termination. The record is from RefSeq and is a predicted model, not a curated record. The transcript has a single exon.